Coffea eugenioides is the source of this 825-nucleotide messenger RNA. RefSeq lists its product as uncharacterized. NCBI's taxonomy places the organism in Eukaryota, Viridiplantae, Streptophyta, Magnoliopsida, Gentianales, Rubiaceae. Bases 1 to 825 code for a protein of 274 amino acids. The record is from RefSeq and is a predicted model, not a curated record. The transcript has 2 exons.
AUGGAGUCUCCGACAGUCCAAUAUGUGUCUCAAUGUUUUAUCAAACCAAAACAUACUCCGGAAGAGUCAAAACAACCAUUUUACUUGUCACCAUGGGACGUAAUGUUGGUCAUUGAACACUAUAUGCAGAGGGGCUUCGUUUUUGCAAAGCCUCCAGGAUUUGACACCGAUGAUGAGAACCAACUUCAAGAACUUGUGCAGAAACUCAAGGAAUCACUUUCUCUCACCCUUGUUCAUUUCUAUCCAUUAGCAGGUCGUCUGGUAACGCAGAAAAAAGCUGAGAAUCCUUCUGAAUUGGCAAUUUAUGUCGAUUGCAAUAAAAGUCCUGGGGCUCGAUUUAUUCUCGCAUCAUUGGACUUGACCAUGGAUGAUAUACUUUCAACGACGUACGUUCCCCCAAUUUUGAGAUCAUUGUUUGAUCAUGAGAGGUCAAUCAACUAUGAUGGUCACACCGAGUCUUUGCUGACCAUUCAAGUCACUGAGUUGAUAGAUGGAAUCUUCAUUGGAUGCUCCAUGAACCAUAUGGUAGCGGAUGGGAUUUCUCUCUGGCAUUUCUUGACCUCAUGGUCAGAGAUAUUCAAAGCGGAGGGAAAAACUAGUGUAAUCUCAAGGCUCCCAGUACAUGAUCGACUGUUUCCCCGGGGACGACAUAAUCCGUUUCUCAGACUUCCAUUGAUUUAUGACCAUGAUGAUCAAGUCAUCAUCAAUAGAGAUGAAGCAGAUAUAUUGCCAGCUGAUAUGAUUAGGGGAAAAAUUUUUCAUUUCUCAUCUGAGACAGUGAGAAAGCUGAAAGCAAAAUGUCCGCUCAUCUUUGGAGAUGCAUAA